CAUGUUCGGGUCCUGCACUUUUUCAAUGAUCGCCUUCUGCAAAUCGGUGUCGCUCUUUUCAAUAGUGGCGCUCAGCUUCUCCGCGUACUGGAUCCACACGCAAUUCACGCAGCCGGACAUGCAACAAUUCGUGGGCUCCGAUAAGUCGUCGAUCGACGAGGAAUCUUCAUUUUCCUUUUUCUCCGUGUUCUUCUCGCACGAUGACGUUUCCCCUGUGUCGCGGACGCACUUCCUACACGUGGAAAAUAUUUGUCGACAGUUGCACGAUUGAUUUCUAGUAAUUAACCGAGCUAAAUUCAUCGUUGCAUUGGUUCCACUUUGAUGAUGCACCUAGCUGGGAAAAGAAGUUGCACACGCGUAAUAACGAAAGUGUACGAUUAGCUAAUUCGUAUGAUUAAUGAUCACGUUGCAGAUCUUUUGAUCUAUCCGAUGAAAAAAAAUAGCGAUGAUUUAUGAAACGAGAGUUGUCCUCUAACCUCCUUGAUUACUGCAGAUAUAACUUGAUAUCGACUUGAGUCGGACCUUUCUAGAUGUCUCUAGUUGUAACAUGUUUCACUGAGAUAUAUAUUUAUAUAUUAUUUUUAACGGUAUAUUCAUUCCUUUUUAUAACUUUGGUGCAUUGAAAUUAAUUUUAUGUAUUUGGUAUGUUAUAUGUUUAAAUACUCGUAAGUGAAGUACUCUUUUUGCGCGUGCAUCAUUUGAGAUCAUUGGGAGGACGGUUUUGGGCGGGGAUAAUUUAAAAAGUAUGAAUUUUUGUUGAGGAAGAUAUAGGGAACAUUAGAGCAUUUAAUUAAUUAAUUAGAAUUCGGAGCGAUAGUUGAGUGAGAGAUGUUGAGUGAAGUUGGCUGCGUUUGGUGAGCUUUGAUUUGAAUUGGAGCGCGCCACUGUCAGGAGAGUUCAAGCUGACAGCAGACGUCGACCACGUGAGACGUGCGCGUUGUUUGUUUUUGGAAAAUGGGUAGGAAAAUUCCCGGGAAAAAGCAUCGGGGGGUGAAGGACCCUUUUAAGCAACACGCGAGGCGUCAAGCUGAGUUAGAAACGAAGAUAAACGCUCCGCCAAAAGAUGUAGAAGAGCAAAAGGUACCCAAAAGUUUAGAGAGGGUAGUGAAACUGAAAGAAGCGGUGAAGUCUGGUAAAAUAGGUAAACUGAAAAAGAGGAGAAAGAAGAAGAAGGCACUAAUAACGGUAGGGGAUGUUCCAAAGCCUUUACACCCAAAAUCAAGACCGGAGAAGGUUGUUCCUAUCUUCCAGCAAAAGCAGGGUGAAAGUAAGGAACAUUUCCUGAAUAGAGUCAAUAGAGACACUCAUAAUUUUAUUCAAGAGACUGCGUUCGAGACAAAAUAUGGAGUCCAAGUAAAUAGAAAUCCAGAAACAGGAAAUAUUGAGGGGCUAACAAAAUGUAGUAUGAAUGAAAUAGAUAAAAUUGAAAUGUUAAGAGCGAAACAUAAGAAUAUUAAGAAGAAGAAAAAAAAGAAGGGUACAGUUGAAGUUAAGAUGACAAAAAGUCAAAAGAAGAGGGAAAAAUUAAAGUUGAGAAAGGAAAAGAGAAAACUAGAGGAUGUGAACGACUUUGAGAAUAUCAAAGAUGAAGUAGAGUUUGGUGAAGUUGUUCAUGAACCACCGCAAAUAAAAAUUAGACCUAAGGCAGCUGACACUGCUAUCAGUGCAAAGCCUGGGAAGAAGGAUCUUCUACUACAUUCAUUGGUCACAAAUGGAGGGCAGACCAAAGUGGGUUCCAAGAAGGGAGUGUCUACAGACAAAUCUGGCAAACUUCGGAAUUUACCGAUUGGACAAAGAAGACAGAUAGAGAAAGAUCAAAAUGAUGUCAUAGAAGCAUACAAGAGGCUGAAAGCUCAACGAUCUGCUGGCAUCAACUAGGCUGGGAAAACGAACGGAGAUCUCGAUCGGCGCGGAUCAACGAUCGAGCGGAGAAGCCAGGACACCGAGGACAGGACGUCACGGGGAAUGUUGAGAGUGGUGAAGAUGAUUCUCUACUAACAGUGUGGAUAUUAACCGAGUGUUGAAGCGAGAGCCGCAUUAACGUGUUAUUAACGUCAUGUAACAAACAGCCGCGGCAGUGAUCAUGGAGAACGCAUGCAGCUCGACUCGGAGCGAUCCGGGAGCAGCUAAUGACGCUGGCGUAGCGGAGUCGAAAGGCUGACAGCACCCGAAGAUUCCGGAAGUGACGGUGAACCGUGUGCGAUACGUGUUAGCGUAGUUCGCGCAGCAAUCGGUUAGUGACUCAGUUGACGAGACUUCGUUCAAAACGUCGGCUCUCGCGAUACCGUGGUCGAGCCGUGCGGUCCGCGAUCGAUACGCCGAGGUCCCGUGGAAUUUCCUUGGCAGAAGGAACUCUGGACGAGAGG
Molecule: messenger RNA, 2366 nt
Organism: Nomia melanderi (Alkali bee)
Lineage: Eukaryota; Metazoa; Arthropoda; Insecta; Hymenoptera; Halictidae
Source: RefSeq, a predicted model, not a curated record